CAGAGAGUGUGUGUCAUGCUGGCAGUGUGUGGGCUGAACCUAGCAGCCCUCCACUCGUCCUGCCUCUCCCACUUCUUCUUCUUCUUCUCCUCUCCCUCCUCGUCUCCGGAUACUCCACCUCCUCUUCCUCUUCUUUUCUUCAUCCUCCAUCACCUCUUCUUCUCCUCCUCCUCGGUUCUUCUCUCCAUCUCUCGUUUUUGUAUUUUUUAUGUUCAGUUUUUCCAUCAUGAAGAGCUGGUUGCUGAUCUUCAGGGAUGGCCAGGGCAGCUCUCUGAAAACAAUCUGAAACCCUGAGACCUGUGACUUCUCAACUAUUAUACAGAAGAAACACUUGAAGGUUACCAAAGCCUUAUUCUCCAAGAGGAACAACAACAUCCACAGGAACUCCUUCAUCUAGUAUUAAAGAAGUAUUCAUUAAAUCUUAACUCCAUCAACUCAAGAUCUCCGACGCCCACGCUUAUAACAAGAAGAAGAAGCAAUAGAAGCUGGAAAACUGGAUCAUCAAACUGGACUAGAACCAAAAGAGACGCCUGGCAGAAUCUGAGAACCACAACAAGCCAGAAGAGAUCAGUGGAAAUUGGUAAAGUCCUGUGGAAAAGUUUGAUGGGACUGCUGACAAUAGCCACAUGCCUCUGAGUCCGACUGCUGACACUAAACAUGAUCGCCCGCGGCAACAGGCGGUUACUAACGGCAACCCAACAGGCUCUGCUGUCGCCAGGGACGACGACGGGGAGGACCCGCCCUCUGGAAACAGCGUUGUGGUCCGAAUCGGGAUCCCGGACCUGCAGCAGACGAAGUGUUUGCGGUUGGACCCAGAGUUACCAGUUUGGACCAGUAAGCAGAGGGUUCUGGUGACGUUGACUCAGUCUCUGUCGGAUGUUUUGAACUAUGGUCUCUUCCAGCCGGCGUUCAACGGCCGAGCCGGAAAGUUUCUGGACGAGGAGCGCCUGCUGAAGGAGUAUCCUCUGCCCAACAUCACUCCCAUCCCGUAUCUGGAGUUUCGCUAUAAGAGACGAGUUUACACUCAGAGCUACGUUGAUGACAAGCAACUGGCAAAGCUUCACACUAAGGCCAAUCUGAAGCGAUUCAUGGAACAUGUUCACCAGAAGAAUGCAGAGAAAGUGGCCAAAUGGCUGGAGAAAGGCCUGGACCCGAACUUCCACGACUCGGACAGCGGAGAGUGCCCUUUGACCCUGGCUGUCCAGCUGGAUGACAGCUGUGAGCUCAUCAAGGUUCUGCGCAGCGGCGGGGCCCACCUGGACUUCAGAACCAGAGACGGCAUCACGGCUCUGCACCGGGCCGUUCUGUGCAGGAACAGCGCCGCCCUGACGACGCUGCUGGACCUCGGAGCGUCGCCGGACUACAAGGACAGCAGAGGCCUGACUCCGCUCUACCACUCUGCCAUGGUGGGCGGCGCCCCCUACUGCUGCGAGCUGCUGCUGCAGGACCACGCCACCAUCGGGAUCACCGAUGAGAACGGGUGGCAGGAAAUCCACCAGGCGUGUCGCUAUGGCAACGUGCAGCACUUGGAGCACCUGCUGUUCUAUGGCGCCGACAUGAGUUCCCAGAAUGCCUCAGGAAACACUGCGCUGCACCUGUGUGCCUUGUACAACCAGGACAGCUGCGCCCGGGUUCUGCUGUUCAGAGGAGCCAACAAGGACAUAAAGAACUACAACAACCAGACGGCCUUUCAGGUGGCGAUCAUCGCGGGAAACUUUGAUUUGGCUGAAAUAAUCAAGAUCCACAAAACUUCUGAUGUUGUUCCCUUCAGAGAAACCCCGUCCUAUACCAAGCGCCGCCGGGUCGGCGCCACCAGAACCGCGGCCGGGAACGGCCUGUCGUCUCCUCGCUCUCUGAUUCGCUCCGCCAGCGACAACGCCCUGGAAAGCCCCGCCUCCUCGCCCGGCCCCUCCCUCCAGAGCCUGGAGACGCAUCACGACUCGCACACUCACUCCCUGAGACGCCACCCGCGCCGCCUCAGGUACGCCCCGCUGCACCCGCACCGCGCUGCGGUCCGACCGCCGCCUCUCACUGGUGUGUCGCCCCGCAGCCCCGGUGGGGGGGGCCACACGGAGACCAGCCCGCCCUCCUCGCCCCCCCACACGCCGCAGAUGAGGAAGAGGAGGCUCUACAGCGCCGUGCCAGGGCGCACCUUCAUCGCCACGCGGUCCCACGUCCCCCAAGGGCCCGGAGAGAUCCAGCUGCACAGGGGCGAGCGGGUCAAAGUGCUGUCUGUUGGCGAAGGAGGUUUCUGGGAGGGAACGGUGAAGGGCAGAACCGGCUGGUUUCCUGCCGACUGCGUGGAGGAAGUCCAGAUGAGACAAUACGACCCGCGACUGGAGACGAGAGAGGACCGAACGAAGCGGCUCUUCAGACACUACACCGUGGGCUCCUACGACAACUACACCUCCUACAGUGACUACGUGAUAGAGGAGAAGACAGCCGUGCUGCAGAAGAGAGAAAGCGAAGGAUUUGGCUUCGUCCUGCGAGGAGCUAAAGCUGAGACACCCAUCGAGGAGUUUGCUCCCACGCCGGCGUUUCCUGCUCUCCAGUACCUAGAGUCGGUGGAUCAGGGGGGCGUGGCCUGGAGGGCGGGGCUACGAACCGGAGACUUCCUGAUAGAGGUGAACGGCAGCGACGUGGUGAAGGUGGGUCACCGCCAGGUCGUCUCUCUGAUCCGACAGGGAGGAAGUCGCCUGCUGAUGAAGGUCGUCUCGGUUUCCAGGAAGUCAGAAACAAACCUGAUCAGGAAGAAAGCUCCGCCCCCUCCGAAGCGAGCCCCUAGCACGUCGCUGACGCUGCGGUCCAAGUCCAUGACGGCCGACCUGGAGGAGAUCGCCAGGAGGCGCCGUUACGAGAAACUAGAUGAGAUGCUGGCCGGAGGUCAACAGGAAGUGGUUCUGAGGGCCCGCCCCUCCGACGACUUCAGGGCGGCGACGGUCAAGCAGCGGCCGACGAGCCGACGCAUCACGCAGGCGGAGAUCAACUCUCUGUUUGAGCGCCAGGGUCUGGUCCCGCCCUCCGCCCCAGAGAAGAGCACCAUGCCGCUGCCCAGAGGGAUGUCCAGAACCAAGAGCUUCGGCACCCCGGACGACGACAGAAUCUCGGCUCUGAUCCACGAGAGCCGUUUCCCUCGCAGCUCAUCUCUGACGGACGGCUCCAUCCCGCCGCCCCCUCAGACGGCGCCGCCCCCGCCGCCGUCCCCCUCCGCGCUGUACCUCUUCGACUCCGGCCCGCCGCCGUCCUUCCUGCCGCCGCCUCCGCCGGCCCGAGGCGAGGGCCUGACUCGCUCCAGCUUCAAGCCGGGGGCGGAGCCGCGGCUGCAGGAGCUGUCGGACGCCAGGAGCCACGCCCACGCCGAGCGCCAGCGCAAAGCGCGCUCCAUGAUCAUCCUGCAGGACACGCCGCCGCCGCAGCCCGACGGACACGCCGCCGGCGCCACGCUCCACACCGCCACGCAGACCUCCACACUGUCCAUCCACGGCUCCAGCCCCGCCCUCGGACACUCGCCGCUGUCCCGUCGCCGGGGACGACCGAUAGAAAACCCGUACGCCAACGUGGGACAUCAAGCCGCGCCCAACAAGCCCCAGAGGAGGAAGUCUCCCCUGUUGAAACAACUUCCUGUUGAGGAGCAGGGUCUUGGGAUGAAAGACGAUCUGUCCAAACCCGACGGCGGUGGACUGAUGAGCCCGAGCCGAGCCGAGCUGUACCAGCAGCAGGUUCUGUCCGAGCGAGCCCGGGUUCAGGGUCGCCGCUCCUCUCUCUUCCUGUCGGUGGAGGGGUCGGGGUCAGACAGCCAGGCUCCGCCCCUCCUGACCCAGAGCCACUCCAUGGACGACCUGGGCGAGCUGCCGCCUCCGGCGCCGGUCCUGUCGCCGUCACCGACGCCGCACACCUUCCUCCACCCGCUGACGGGGAAACCUCUAGAUCCAUCGUCUCCACUCGCAUUGGCUCUCGCCGCGAGAGAGCGAGCGCUCACCGCUCGAACGCCGAGUCCCGAGCCUCGAAUCAAACACUCCUCAGCCUCCACCACGCCCGUCCCCACCCCGGCUGCCAGUCCAGAGACCAGACACAAACGCACGCCGUUCACCACCCCACAGGGCAGCCCCGAGCCUCGAUCCAAGCGCACCUCUCCUCAGACGAGUCCGGAGCAGCGGACCAAACACUCGACGCCUCAGACCAGCCCUGAGCUGAGGCACAAGCGAAUCACGCCGCCGCUGUUCCCCGACGGACAGGUGGAGCGACCCGAGACGGAGGGGGGCGUGACGUCACCCGCCGCGCCCUCCCCAGAACGAUGGAGACCCUCCCCUCUGCCGGCGCUGGCCAAUGAGAGCCACGCGUCGCUGAUCGACCGACGGCGAAGCCUCACGGUUGGCAGCUCGGAGGAAGAGGGCGGGGCUUACACCGUGACGCUCCCACCUGCCCUGCUGUCCUCCAGCGACGAGGAAACCAGGGAGGAGCUGCGCAGGAUAGGCCUGGUGACUCCUCCCCCCGCCUUCGCCAGCCCCCCUGCUCCGCCUCCCCCCUCCUCCCUGUCCCUGUUGCCACGGCGAGGAGGAGAGGGGGGAGGGGAGAGCGGCCAGGAGUCCCUGGGGAAGCGAGGAGACGAGGAGGAAGGAGGCGACGAGCGUCUCCAUGACAGCUCCUUGUCUCCCAGUUCGCUCCCUCCAUCCAUCACGCUGGCGUCCCCCGCAGCCCCGACCUCCCCUUCCUCCCCCCCUGCUGUUCACCCCGCCCCCUCCCCCUGCGCCACCUCCCCUUCGGCUCUGAAGCCCCGCCUGCGGUCGCCGAUCGGCCGCGGCCGCUCCGCGCUGCGCGACCCGCUGCUGAAGCAGUCGUCCGACAGCGAGCUCCUCCCCUCCGCCGCCUCCUCGUCCCCCUCCUCAUCCCUCUGCUCCUCCCCCACCAGCGGCGGCGGCCGGCAGCCUCGCUACCUGUUCCAGAGGCGGUCCAAGCUGUGGGGCGGCGGGGACGAUGAGCGGCGCGGAUUCAGCCCCGAUGAAGGCGGCGGCCGACCGGCGGCACUGGGAGGACAGAGCUCCGGGUCGGCGGUGGACCUGACGGCCCGAUCGGCGUCCGCCCUGGAGCUGAGCGGCCGGGCCGGGUCGGGACUGGACCUGGCCAAUCGGCUACAGCUGCUCAACAAAGACAGCCACUCUCUGGGGGAGGAACCGAGUCCACUGGACCCGGGCCGCAGGUCUCCUGUAGGGGGCGCAAGGUUGUUCUCCAGCCUCGGUGAGCUUCACACCAUCUCCCAGCGAGGAUACGGCGCCAGCUACACGGUCCGUCCAGGAAGUCGUUACCCCGUCACCCGCCGAAGUCCGUCCCCGUCUCCCUCCCCCUCAGACCGGUCCGUGGGCCUUGGCUCCUCGCCGGCGCCGUGCUCCGAGCGGCCCGACCUGAGCUCCGGUCGAGGCCUGACCAUCCUCAAGUCUUCAAGUCUCAGCCUGCCGUCGGAACCGAAGGAGGUCCGAUUCGUCAUGAGGAGCGCCAGCGCACGAACCAGAUCCCGCUCGCCUUCGCCCUCGCCUCACGCCUCGCCCUGCCCCUCCCCGGUCCUCAGCGGGCCCCUGCUGGCCCUGCGGCCCUGGAGGCAGCGGCCCCUCAGCUUGUGGAAUAAGUACGACGUGGGCGACUGGCUGGAGAGCAUGGGCCUGGCCGAACACCGCCAGCGCUUCCAGGAGCACGAGAUCGAAGGCUCCCACCUGCCGGCGCUCACCAAGGAGGACUACGUGGAGCUGGGCGUCACCAGGCUGGGCCACCGCAUCAACAUCGAGAGGGCCCUCAGACAGUUACUGGACAGCUCCACUUGACCCAUCGCCUCCAACCAGUCACCUCUAGGCAUCCAGAACUCUGACCUCACGACCCCUGACCUCAAGUCAGACCCCGAGCCAUCUCUUUAAUCCACUAUCUCAGCCAUUACAGAACCGCCCGCUUUCGUUGGCGCCCAGAUCGCUGAAACGUUUUGGCUCAUCGGCUCUUUAAUCAGCAGCUCUGACCUCUGACCUGCAACUCGCAUAGCAAAGAAAUGACGUCCAUCCUGCGACCCACAUUCAAUGUUUUUGGCUUAAUGCAACCUCUAGCCGAUCUUUUCAUGAAAGUCCGAUCAACGCAGAUCCGAACCAGACGAUAAAUUUCCCCCGACGUUAUUGACAUAAUCAAUAACCAUGUUUUACUAAUAUGACGGAAAUGGCAUAAAAAUUCUGAUGAACAUUGAACCAUUUUAAAUAUCCAAAAUAAAUGCACAAUAUUAACUACAAAUAUAAACAUGAUUAUAUUUCAGGUGAAUUGGGAACAAAUCCUGAAUUUAGUUGGUGAAAAUACAGAUUUUUCCAGUUUGUGGUUCUUUAAUUCAAACAUUGGAAACUUUCCAUAUUUUUCCCACCAAAACUAAAAUAUUUAAGCUGAAAUGAUUAAUUGGAUUAAUUGGUUAUAAAAAUAAAUAGCAACUAAUUUAGUAGCUGAUGAACUGGAGAAUAUAUAACCCAUGUUCAUAGCAGUAAUUAAGCUAAAACCGCACAAAAAAAUAAUUCAACUAAAACUCAUCAGUGGAAGUUUGGUUCAAAUUCACUAAAGUAAUAAAAUCUUUUAUUUAUUAAUUUAAAAAGAAAUUUAAUCAUUUAUUCUCAUAUCGUAUAAAAAGGCUUCAGUGGCUAAAUGGAUAAUCUGAGGAAUGUCAUUUUUUUCCUGAUUAAUCGUUUAUUUUGACGAUUAAUUGGUAAACGUCAAUGAUAUCAAUUAUUCUGCCAAAUUAAUUAGCGAUUAAUUGAUUGUCAGAAUGAAUCAACUAAGAAAAUAAUUGUUACUUGCUGCCUUAAAAACUAAAAUACAUUUUGAAUCUUAAAUUUGAGGAAAUUUCAGGUUUAAGUUUCGUUUUAUGGAAACUUUGAACCCAAAUCAAAAAAUAUUAAACAUUUUGUUACAUAAUAACAGAAAAGAAUCAAAAGAUUAACUUUUGGCUGCUAGAAAUUUAUCAGUUUAAUCACAAUAAAUAUGUUUUUUUUCUUAUGUUUUUGGUAAAAGUCGCAGUUGGACUCAGAGUUCUGAUCAAUGAGCCGAUCAGUGAGUCGAUCAAUGAGUCGAUCAAUGAGCCGGUUUAUCUAAAUGAUCCGGAAAGUUCUGAAACAUUUUUUUUUCGGCUGUUGUGAUUUUCGCCCCUCAAAUAUCAUAAAGCUUUUGUGUUGCUUCAAACAUGAAUUCAUAUGUUAAUGGAUCAUUUAGAAUUAAUCAAUAAGUAAUAAUAAUGAUAAUGAUACCAGUGGUGGCGGUGAUGCCGUGCAGAGCUUUCAGUCGUCUGGAAACAGAUGUGUAGUGAUGAUUUGACAAUGAGUUGAAUUCCCGCCUCUGGAGUUCAUGAUGAUUUGUCGAUGAGCGGCGUUGGUGUGUUUCAGGGUUUUACCUGCUUUCUGAGGGCUACCUGCACACGGUGCUAUCUGCUCAAAGCCAUCUGUACAGACUCUACCUUCCUCCUCCUCAUGCAUCUUCCCAUCCAGCAGCCAGGAACUAAACCAACCCAGCGCUGAGCCCUGACCAGCGCGCACAGGAACAGGCCAUAAAAGGAGUUUUCUCCGCUGCCAUAUACGGGAUGCUUUCCCUGUCAAAAGUGGAGUUGAAUCCAAACAUAAAAACAGGCAAACGGGAACACCGUCGCAUCCAGAUGUUUGUACGUUUUUAUAAACCUGAACAGGGUCGAUUUUUGUGCCAAUAAAGAGGAAUAUUUAACUAGAACUUAGCUAAAAAACAGCUUCAUGUUUACAGCAGUUAGAUUUACAUAUUAUCGGAUUUUGAUGAACCACACUGAAGACAUUCCAGUACAAUCAACUUCCAAAGGCAUAUUUAAUAGUUCAGAGCUAUAGUUAAAUAAAUAUAUUGUGUAUAUAAAACAUAUAUAAGUAUGAAUAUAUAGUAUCUUAUUCCAGCACAAAGCUGCAGUGAAAUGUUAAAUUACUGGUUUUAAAAGUUCUGAUCCAGUUCACACUGAAACAUCUCAGCUGCUGUAAUAAAGCUAAUAAAUGAAUUAGUUUCACAUGUCGUUCAGUUCCUGAUGUUUAGCUAAUUAAUACUUGUUGCACUUUAUGGCCCAUCCUGAUUGACAGAAGCUCUUAAAGAGACAGUACGUCUUUCCAAAAACACCAAACUGGGCCCAGUGGUGGUUCCUUUAAGCUCAUCUGGUGAUUCAUCCACUGAAGCAACCAGAAAACCAAAACUACUACAAUGUUGAACGGCUUCUGCGGCGAUCACAAGGAAAAAGAUCAUCUUUCUGAAAUUGGGUUUAUUUUUCAAGCAUUUUUUUGUUAGAAAGUAGAAAAUUAAAUAAAAUAAUAAUUUGGACCAUUACUAUUUAAAUUUAACACCCACAAAUUAUGAAAAAUUCCAACUUGUUUCAAAUAUUGGUGCACCAAUUGCAGUUUUCUGGCCGAUAACUGAUGUUUAGAAAAGCAUGGCCAGCCGAUGCCAAUUUUUUUUUGUCUGAAAAAUCAUUAAAUAUAUCAACUGGAUCUAAGAUCAGUGGAUGUGAUUGGUUUCUUGUUAAAGUAUCAAUCGAUUGCCAAUCUCAAAAAUUAAGUAAAUCUGGGCUGGGCUUUUUUAGUGCUGCACUAAUUUUAAGUUAAUAUAUUCAAUCUUUCAGCUGAAGCUAAUUAAAUAAAACCUCACCAAAUUCAACUGUAUUAUUAGCCCCUAGCUUAAAUAGCUGUCAUUUCAUAACCAUUAAAUAUGUUUUAUUUACUGAAAUCCUAUUUUAGCACAAAACUAGCAAAAUAUUUAGAUUUUGAUGUAGUACAAAUCCAAAACUAAGCCAGUAAAAUGGCUUCAUGUCAACAUUUCCUCACACUAAUUCCCUAUAUUAUGAGGUUUGCGGUGUAAUUACAGGCGUUUUCCAAACAGGCGAAAGUUUGUAAAUCCAGAGAAAACAGACGAUAAUCAACUCCAUGUUGCAGGAGUUGGGUUCUUUGAAUCUGAACUGGAACCAGUUUGGUGGGAACCAAGGCCCCAGUUUAUUCCCCCUCCCCAUCACCCCUCAUCCCCUCUUGCCCCCCCAAAGCACAAUCAAUGCUCAGUGCCUGUUACCAUUACAACACGUCUCAGUCCUUCUGCCGAGCUACAAUCAUGAUCCCAAAGUUGUACAAAGCCAAUAUUUUAUAGAAAGCCCUGAAUGCAGAAUGUACAGUCUAUAAUGAAAACAUUAUAUUAAAGCCUUUAAUGUCUGUUAGAGUAGCUGUUGGUGAAAACACUGGACGGGUCAGAGGUCAAGUUCUGGUCCAGCAGGUAAAAAUUAGAACGUUACAAAAGACCAAUAAAGAUUUCAUUUGUUUUUAAGCGUCGCUGUGAGUCAGAAACAUGAAAAUGCGUCAAAACGUUGUAAUGUUUUUUUAAAAUUUAAAUCCAAUACUAAAACAGGAAACCGAUAAACGCAAAAAAAAAAAAAUUCAAAUCGUUUUUACAACUUUCAGCCACUAGAGGACGCUGACAAAUUCACUUCCUGCUAAUAAUUACGGCGAGGAAAUAUAUAUCUAUUUUUGUUUGGGGAAAAAUAAUAUUUCUGUUGCAGAAUGAGGUGGAAAAUCAUUUUAAUUUUGCUUUUACCAAACAAAAUAGAAAAAUAGCAAAUUAAUUAUGAUAUAGUUAAUAGUUUGAAAGCUAAAAUUAACUAAAAAAUUAUGUAAUUGUACAAAAAGUGACUUUAGGAUGUGCAAGAAAAUCAACAAUAUACCCAAUGUGAGACACUGAGCUGAAAACCUUCAUAAAUUUCAACAAAAAGAGGUAAAAAUCUCUUAAAACUCUUUAAAUAAACUGAACUACUUCAGUUCAUUUCUAUUAUCCACCAUGUUAAUCUGUUUUAAUUCAUGGUUUCCGCUCAUCUAUACUACAGUAUAUGUGCUUUUAUGAGUUGUUCAUAACUGGUUACCUUAGAGAUUUUUACAGCAGGGGGCGCUGCAGAGUGAGGCUGAACUGAAACAGGGAUGCUAACAGAUCAGCAGCUGGUUAUGAAAACCAGGACGAAUCUGGAAAAAGCGGAAUAACGAUCAGGAAAACUCCGGCUGAGAUCCCGACUCUCUGAACCUGCGUGUAAAUCCUUCCUCCUCCUCCUCUUCCUCACUAGCUUCCUCUUUUUACAGUAUGUCUGUGGUUUGUUCUGGAGUGAGUGGCGUGCGUGUACGUGCAGUUUUUCUCUUUUCUAAGCUCCGGAGAGCCACGAUGACAGCUGAUGAGCUCUUUGACAGAUUGUAAUCUUUAUAAUAAACCCUCAUUUAUUACAAACCGA
This is a messenger RNA of Poeciliopsis prolifica (blackstripe livebearer), 10264 nucleotides long. It is a transcript of the gene shank3b, whose product is annotated as SH3 and multiple ankyrin repeat domains 3b. Gene Ontology annotation, molecular function: ionotropic glutamate receptor binding; synaptic receptor adaptor activity. The transcript has 26 exons. The record is from RefSeq and is a predicted model, not a curated record. Lineage: Eukaryota; Metazoa; Chordata; Actinopteri; Cyprinodontiformes; Poeciliidae. Bases 627 to 5813 code for a protein of 1728 amino acids. Gene Ontology annotation, cellular component: dendritic spine; postsynaptic density; postsynaptic membrane.